Molecule: messenger RNA, 885 nt
Organism: Trichomonas vaginalis G3
Lineage: Eukaryota; Parabasalia; Trichomonadida; Trichomonadidae
Product: acetylesterase protein
Exons: 1
Coding region: 1-885 (294 amino acids)
Biological process (GO): proteolysis
Molecular function (GO): serine-type peptidase activity
Source: RefSeq, a predicted model, not a curated record
AUGAAGACGUUCACCAUUAACUCAUCUAUCAGCGAAGUCAUUAAUUAUGACAAGUUCCGUGGAUUUGGCCAUCUCAUCUUCCCCACCGAAUUCGCCCACAACAUUAAUUCGAUGAAGAUUAAUCAAGUUUCAUCCUUACUGCCAUAUCAUACCAGUGUUUCAGCCGAGGACACAGUUAACCUCAUUAAUAAAAUGUCCCGCCGUGUAUACUCAGGCGAAACCAUAUUUUAUGAUUUUUAUUCUAAAUCUGAUAAAGAAUCUGACCAAAGAAAAGAGAAAACAGGACUCUUCUAUUUUCCAGGAAAAUCUGAUGCACCUUUUGCUGUAAUCAGUGCAGGUGGCGCAUUCCAAUAUGUUGGAUCAAUUCAUGAAAGUAUCCCACUUGCUGAUUAUGUUAGCGAACAAGGCUUAAAUGCAUUUGCCUUAGUAUAUAGAACAGGAAGUUCAGAAAUUGCCUGCCAAGAUCUCGCAAAAGCAUUAAAUUUCAUUUUUGAUCAUGCAAAAGAACUUAACGUAAGCACAAAAGGUUACUCCUUAUGGGGUGGCUCUGCAGGUGCCAUCAUGUCAGCAGCUCUCGGAUCAUAUGGCACCGAAGCGUAUUAUGCUAAACAAAUUCCUCGACCAGGUGCUGUGAUAAUGGAGUAUAUUGGAUACUCAGACUACACUAAGAAUGAUCCUCCUACAUUUGCUGUAAUGGGUACAGCAGAUCCAUAUUUUAACUAUAAAACAUUAGAAAAAAGAAUUAAUAAUCUUAAAGCAUUAGGAAUCGAUGCCGAAUUUCUCAGAGUUCCAGGUGCCCCACAUGGAUUUGGCUUAGGCAAAGGCACAAAUGCUGAAGGUUGGAUCGAUAAAGCAAUCGAAUUUUGGAAGAAACAAUUAAAAUAA